UGCGCUAAGUUGUCAAAAACAGCUGUUUCGCUCCGGUGAUACGCAUUAUUUUUUUCUAAUCGUCUCGUAUUUUCUAGAAAAUCGUUUCGUACUCAGCUUAAAUAAGUGAAAUUCUCGUUUAUUCAGUGUUGUUCAACAUCCUGAAAUGUGUAUUCCGAUACACGAAAUAUUAAAAGAUGGAUGACGCCGAUAUUCACGUAUGUUCGUCUUUGGUGGAUCAGGAGAACCAAGUAGCAGCCAACGAAAAGGACCAUGUUAAAUCGAAGGCCAUCGUACGGUUUCUGAACGUGCAGAGUACGGCUCCGUUUGCCCGGCUGAAAUGUAACACGGACUUGAAUUUGCCACCCUCGAACUGGUUGAGCAAUUCGGCCAAUUCGUAUGGCCUGGGAAAGUUCCUCUCCCAUCAGGGAGGCUUCAGCAGCUUCCGGAUGGCGAACAUGUUUCCCGAUUGCGUCGGUGGAGUGGACGUAGUUUCGGAUGCCGAAAACAUCAAAAGGCUCCUGAAGUUGCCAUAUUCGAGAAAGAGCGUCAUAUCGAUGAUUGUGCACAGGAUAGAGAAUACUUUGCUUAUUGAUGAGUUCGAUGUGGCCAAAUAUUUGCUGCGACAGGAAGACACAGAGUGGCAGUGGUUGCGCCAGUUUAUAUACGAACAUAUUCUGAACAGCCUGAGCGAUAACGAUAGAAAGCUGUUCAUCCACAGCAAAUCGAGAGAGGCUAUAGCACAGAAGUACUUAACAUCCAAGUUUUUGUACUACAGUUUGAAGGCGGACGAGGAAGAUGGAAUUGGAGAGGAUUUGGGAUUUGCGGAAGGCGACGAUGGAGGAUGCCAAGACUAUAAACCUUUGCCUUUGACUGGGCCAGUGCUUCCAGAGCCGGACGAGGAUGAGAAUUGUCCAGAUCCCGGCCAAAGGAAUCACGUUUUCAAUCGGAAUGUGGUGUGGACUUUUGAGGACAUUCGGAUGUUAAUCGGAACGGAUAUGCCAAUCUUUGGAGGAGCAAAUCGUCCGUGCAUUAGCCUUCGGUUGCGGGAUGAGACCAAGCCGAUCAAUGUGUUGACGGGCAUAGACUAUUGGCUGGAUAAUUUAAUGUGUAACGUACCGGAAGUGGUAAUGUGCUACCAUUUGGAUGGUAUUGUACAAAGAUAUGAGCUUAUCAAAACUGAGGAUCUACCCCAUUUAGAGGAUUCCAAAUUCUCCCCGAAAGUUAUACGUAACGUAGCGCAGAACAUUCUAUCUUUCUUGAAAGCCAACGCCACUAAGGCAGGUCAUACGUAUUGGUUGUUCAAAGCGAAAAAUGACGACGUCGUUAAGCUGUACGAUUUGACCACACUGUGUCAAAAUAAUGCUGCCGGUGAGGCGCAACCCGAAGAGGAAGAGUCCAAUGAAGCUGUCCAGAACAAUCAGAAUCCUUUCACGAUCCCGGUGGCAAUGUUACUGUACACCGUGGCACGAAACAUGAAAAAUUCACCGGAAGGAAUCUCCGCUACGAAAGCCGGUGCUAUCAAGACUCUCUUGGACAAUUGCAUUACUCUACUGCCGAAGGAAAAGUAUCCCCAAAUAGUAACAUCGUCGCAUUACAUUCUGUCCGAUUUAUACAUCCCAGCAGAAACGGAUCCCGGUUCGCCCAAGUUUAAUACUGUUAUUGAAGAUGACGAUGAUGAGUCUAGUUCUCUCUUCGGAGAUCAAACAGCUAGUGCCACUCCUCGACAAGAAGAAUACGCUGACGAUGAACACACAAGUAAUCGCCUUGAAGCUGCCAUCAAAAGUAUUGAAGAAACGCUACAGGAAUACAACGGAAGCGACAGUUGGAGAUACAACUCAAGACCUCCACCUCUGGUAGGAGGAGUCGAGGAGAGAUGCGUUAAUGCUCUUCAGCACAUAGCAGACGGUCUGAGUUGUUUGCAAUACUUCGAUAGUAGUGAGGAGCAGAAGACUAAAGAAAAAGAGAAAGCCGAAGAGAAACGAAAAAUCUUCCACGAAGAAACACAUCAAAACAUGGCCAAAUCUGAGGACGCCAUUCCACUACCAUACAGUCCAUUGAAGCCGGAACCGAAGUUGGCUAAUCCCAGCGAGUCGAUUCCGAUGGGUUGGAAAGGUGAGUCAGAAGUUGAAUCAUCCAAGAAAGGUGCGAAGAAAAAGUCCAAACGCAAGGUUGAGAAGAAACGAGUUGUGGUGGAUGGAACGACUUCGGAAGUCGAUGCGAGAUCAUUGCUGUUGAAGGGAGAGAUAGGUGUGAUCAAAUCGUGGAACGUACAUCUGAAGAUUCUGCUGUUUGAGAAGGCUUGCCUCACAUAUGCGACACUGGCCGAAUUAUACUACGCUGAAGAGCGGUAUGGGACAACUCUUCGCUUUAUCUACGCAGCCGUUCGAUGCCAACAGGUUGUUACCAAAUACAUAUCCUGCGUAUCAACUCAAAGGGGCCUUUUGCUGGGUCGGAUAGGGGAUUGCUUUUUCCAGAUGGCCAAGAAAUGGGAUAGUAUUGAGCAGUAUCUCAAGGAGUUUGAAGAGGAGAACCGUGUAGAUCAACUGAUUAUGGACGAGCUGGUAAAAGAUAUCGGCAUCGACGUGGAGCAGUCGCUGCCUCUGCCCACUGCAAAUGUGGAACAGCUGAUGAUAACAAGUUGUGGAUGUUACGAAACGGCUGUGGCAUGUGCUUCAAAAGAUGCGAAGGAGGAACUUAAUCGUAGAUUGGGAAGUGUGCGGAACGAACUUGGCGUUAAGUACAUGCAUUGGGCUCAGGAAGAGUAUCAGAAGUUUUGGGAGCUGCCAGCAGAGGAAAUUGAAGUUUAUGAAAAGGCGGCCAAGGAGAAGGACUGCAAGGUUGAACCGCUGUAUCAAGUUUUGGCAAAGAAAUCGUAUGACUCAUUGCAGAAAGGAGUUGCCCUGUUUGAAGCGGUUAACGAUCCCACUAACUUGGCGUUUUUGCUCUGUAAUAUGGGACGUUUUAUGCGGUUUAGGGCGCAUAUCCAUUUGGUUGGUGAAAGUCGAAAUAAUGUUCACCUGCAGAAAAAGUUCUACCACGAAGCAUUCGCGUACUAUCAAAGAGCACUGGGAGUACUUGGAUCGCGGAAGGAAAAUCCAGAUUUGUGGUCGCUGGUAACGUGGGAACUGUCGACAGCAACCUUUAACCUUGCCAAGCAACUGCAGGACUACAGCGGAGCGGACAGUGACAAUACUCAAAGUUCCGAAGAGGUAGAACAAGAAGUGGUGGAGAUGCUCCAAAAAGCCUUGAAGAUCUGCGACCAGGAAAACAACGGACCACGGCAGGUUCUCUAUUUGUUCCGGGCGGCGCUGAUUCACCACAGAAUCGCCUCAUACUAUCACUUCUCCUUCCGAUCGACGGCCGAGGAACAUCGGCGCAAAACUGUCCUGCAGCUCUGCAAGCUACACUACGAAAAAGCGGUGAAAAUCUUCGAAAGCCUCAACGAGCCCCAAGAAUAUCUGCAAAUUCAGAUGGAGCGUAUCGCAUUGCAGGAAUAUCAAUGUGAGCUGGCUCAGGCAAUUCCGGUCAAAUUGCGCCAUCUGCAGCAAGCGCUAGAUCUUUGCAAACAAUGUCAACCCACGAUCGAGUACCUUUCGACGACAAAAUCGUACACGACCAGCGCUACGAGCAACAGCUUCAACUGUGAGGAAAUACAGAAAUUGCUCGACCUACUCGAGAAACGUCUGCAGGUCAUACUGAAAACAUUGGUCAAACUGUGCAUGCUUUCGGUGAACAGUGCCGGCAAAAAAUCCGACAGCGAUCGAAUGGUCAACCACUACAAGGAGCUGUUCCGAAUUACCCUCCAAAAGCGACCGGCCAACACGGCCGAGGAUGUCGCCAACGGAUCGAAUAAUGUGAUUAAGGAGUAUGCCUUACAUCUAGCGAGUAUGCUGCGGAAAAUUUGUGAUUUGGAUACGAUUGAAAGUUAAAUGACAACCGUUUGUUCUUGUUUUAUGUCCAUGCUUUUCGCUAUCGCAGUUUCAAUAACUGAGAUCCAAAUAAGACCCUUUUAUAGCUCCUACAGGCUAUUAUCAAAACAAAAAAAUCUAGACCUAAAAAACACAAAAAAAAGCAGUUGAAUAAAUACCUAUCUUUAGAUUUGUUUUCAACACAUGAGAUGA
Messenger RNA from Aedes aegypti (yellow fever mosquito), 4103 nucleotides. RefSeq names its product erythroid differentiation-related factor 1. Bases 177 to 3911 code for a protein of 1244 amino acids. The transcript is spliced from 5 exons. NCBI's taxonomy places the organism in Eukaryota, Metazoa, Arthropoda, Insecta, Diptera, Culicidae. The record is from RefSeq and is a predicted model, not a curated record. Gene Ontology annotation, biological process: positive regulation of DNA-templated transcription.